Molecule: messenger RNA, 1590 nt
Organism: Bacidia gigantensis
Lineage: Eukaryota; Fungi; Ascomycota; Lecanoromycetes; Lecanorales; Ramalinaceae
Exons: 3
Coding region: 1-1590 (529 amino acids)
Biological process (GO): endocytosis; Golgi to endosome transport
Cellular component (GO): plasma membrane; clathrin vesicle coat; endosome
Molecular function (GO): clathrin binding; phospholipid binding
Source: RefSeq, a predicted model, not a curated record
AUGGAUCUCAACAGUAUUAAGGAUCAAGUCAGCAACCUCUCCCUUUACGAUCUGAAGGCAGGGGUACGGAAAGUUCAAAAUGUACUCCCUGAUGUUGGAGCCAGCCAAUUACUGAACGAGAUCAUGCCCAUGAUCUACAAGCGUUUCACGGAGAAAGCUGCUGAGGAGUGGAGACAAAUAUACAAGGCCCUUCAACUGUUGGAGUUUCUGAUCAAGAACGGCUCAGAAAGAGUCAUUGAUGAUGCUCGCUCACACCUUUCGCUCCUGAAAAUGCUACGUCAAUUUCACUACAUAGACCAGAACGGAAAAGACCAGGGCAUUAAUGUUCGCAAUCGAUCAAAAGAACUUGCAGAUCUGCUUGGUGAUGUAGAUCGUAUUCGAUCUGAGCGGAAGAAAGCAAGAGCGAAUAGGAACAAAUUUGGUGGUGUAGAAGGAGGAGCAAUGACAGGAGGCAUGGCUGGUGGUAGCAGAUAUGGCGGCUUUGGGAGUGAAGAAGCUAGCUAUGGCGGCUACAGCGGAGGUGUCUAUGGCGACGGUGGAGGCUUCGGUGGCAGAGAGCCAAAUUCGUUUCAAGAUUCGAGUAAUCGGAGAGAUCGAUAUCAAGAAUAUGAUGAAUAUGACGAGGAUGGAUCUGCAGCGCCGGCCCGGCGGAAACCAGAUGUUGAGGUCAAGGCGGAGAUGGAGAAGUCUGAGCGACCAAAGCCCAAGGAGCCAGAACAAGACCUGUUCUCAUUUGACGACGACGUCCCGCCUCAAACGCCCCCCAAAGAUUUCUCCUCCACCAGCAGCAAGCCAGCCUCCUUUUUAGCUGGGGGUGAACUUAGUUCGCUUCAGACCAACAACAAUGACGAUGACGACUUCGACGAUUUUCAAUCCGCAACGCCUAAGACAACAACGUCCUCCAAGCAAUCAAUUCCGCCUAGCGUCCUUGCCCCUGUACCAAUGGCACCCUCGCAAGGGACCAAUCUCAACAGCUUAGCCCCUGGCAAGUCACUGUCUCCUGCUCCCAGCUUCAGCAGCAACAUGGCAUCUACCAAUCCACCCUCUCUACCAAAUCAAAGCAUCUCAUCUCCUCCGGCUCCAAAUUACAACAUCAGCAUGUCCUCUCCACCUCCUAUGCAACCCAGGUCUUUCGUUUCACCACAAGUCAAAGCCCAACCCCAACCCCAACAGCCUAGGCAAACCUCAUACCAAGCCUCAGCGCCUAAUUAUUUCACAUCCGUACCAGCGCCGCAGCAGUCACAGCCACCCAACGCAUCUACAAUAGGCACAUCUCGGCCUACGAUUUCGUCUGCAAACUCCUUCAGCAACACCAAUUCAUCAGGUACUGCGUCAAAGCCCAGCGUAAGUGGAGGUGACGCAUUUGGCUCGUUAUGGUCAACGGCAUCAUCAACCGCAGGGAUCAAAAAGUCCAGCACUGGCAUCGCUGCUCAAGGCCCGAAUCUGGCGAGCAUGCAGCGUGAAAAGGCAAGCCAGGGAUUAUGGGGCCACAGCGCUUCUGGCAAAACCGUUGCACUGCCAAGCACCAUGGGGCCGGGGACAGGUUCAAGUGCUAAGAGUGGAGGUGCUUUAGAUGACUUGCUCGGCUAA